AUGCCUUCAAUUCUGGAUGACGAUGAUAACCGCGAUAUGGCAGGAUCGCAAGAUGGCAGCUCUGACAAUGGCAUGGACGAUACCAUGCGAGACGUGGACGAACUGGAUGUCGACGCUGACCCUGAACCUGAGCCCGAGCCAGACUCCCCUUCCAACUCAAGUGUCGUCGACUCGGAAAGCCAGGCGCGGGCAAAUACCCAGAAUCCGGAAGUGAUAGUAACUGCGCCUACGCUCGAUCCAGUCCCAGAUCAGCCCUUUAUGUAUCGGCCACAGGUCCGCCCAGAAGCGCUGACGGCUACGACCUACGAUAUUGCUCCCACCACGGCAGCUCCCCAUAGCACCUCGAUUAAUACCGUCACCUCAACUGCCGAUAUGCGCUGGGUUUUUACUGGUGGCUCUGACGGAUACGUUCGAAGGUUUAAUUGGGUUGAUUCUAUAAACAGUAAACUCAUGCUGACUGUUGCUCAGCGACAUCCUUUCGUCGACAGUGUUGUCAAAGCGGGUGUCUUGAUGAACUACUGGGAGAAUAUGGAUGGCAAUGCUCUGUCACCUGUGUACUCUCUUGCCGCCCAAGCCGAAGGGUUAUGGCUACUCUCAGGUCUGGAAUCGGGGAAUAUACGGCUGCAGUCUGUACGUCAUGAUGAAGGCAAAGAGAUUGCUGUUCUCAGGCAGCAUACCUCCGCCGUAUCAGUCUUAUCCCUUACCCAAGACGAGCGAUCACUCUUAUCCGGGAGUUGGGAUAAGACAGUCCUAGAAUGGGAUCUUGACACUGGGAAAGUAAGGCGUGCUUUUGGAUCAAGUGUUGGACAAAUCUCCGCUAUUGAAUUCCGCCCUGAAUCGAGUCUGCCCGUCCCACGGGAAAUUGUGGAGCGGUCACUAACAAACGGAACAUAUUCGUCAAACUACCGCGCUCCUCCCUCAGGAAAUCAAAGCUUCGUAAACGGUGAAGGGGGCAGCCACAAGGAUAGUCAAGCGACAGACCAACAAGCGGGAUCGCCAGCCGAUUCGCUUUUCGAGGCUGAUUCUCUAUUUGGCGAUGCAGAGGGCGGAGGGGAUGCCGAUGCACCCUCCGGUGGUGCUUUUGCAGCGGAGGAUGACGAGUUCUCUCAAGCACUCGCUAAUGGGAUCAAACAAAAGCAGCCAGGACCGCGGAGAGAACCUGAAGUGAAUCCCUCAAACGCCAUGCCCAAUGGCACGAUCUCAAAUUCUGAGUCCCAGACAGAGACCAUCCCUGAAUCAACUGCCACAAGCCAGCUUCAAUCCACCAAACAAGAACCACAAGACUCCCAGGUCAACGGAAUCUCUGACUCGGUGAUGAGUGGUCUUCCGCAUGCAGAAGAUUUAGAAUCUUCAGCGGCAGCUCCGGAAAGGAGCACGAUGACCAAUGAUAUGGAAUGUAACUCCAACAAUACCUUCCUAGCUGCUUCGAUGGACGGAGCUAUUCGGCCCUCCAUGGUGUAUGAGUGCAUGCUGGUCUCCUGA
Molecule: messenger RNA, 1482 nt
Organism: Arthroderma uncinatum
Lineage: Eukaryota; Fungi; Ascomycota; Eurotiomycetes; Onygenales; Arthrodermataceae
Product: transcription factor SPT8
Exons: 3
Coding region: 1-1482 (493 amino acids)
Molecular function (GO): protein binding
Source: RefSeq, a predicted model, not a curated record